GCCUGUGCGGGGCUCUCUGUAAUUCAAUUUUCUCUUCGAUUCCGGGCAUUUCCUUGUCGUCGCCCUCUUCACCUUGGAUCAUGUUCAAGAAAUUUGAUGAAAAAGAAAAUGUGUCCAACUGCAUCCAGUUGAAAACUUCCGUUAUUAAGGGUAUUAAGAACCAGUUGAUAGAGCAAUUUCCUGGUAUCGAUCCGUGGCUGAAUCAAAUCAUGCCUAAGAAGGAUCCGGUCAAAAUAGUGCGAUGCCACGAACACAUAGAAAUCCUCACGGUAAACGGGGAGUUACUAUUUUUUAGACAAAGAGAAGGGCCUUUUUAUCCAACGCUAAGGCUGCUUCACAAAUACCCUUUCAUCCUGCCCCGCCAGCAGGUUGAUAAAGGAGCCAUCAAGUUUGUGCUCAGUGGAGCCAAUAUCAUGUGUCCGGGCCUGACAUCUCCCGGAGCUAAGCUCUACCCCGCCGCGGUGGACACGGUGGUCGCAAUCAUGGCAGAAGGAAAACAGCACGCCCUGUGUGUGGGAGUCAUGAAGAUGUCUGCAGAGGAAAUCGAGAAAGUCAACAAAGGAAUCGGGAUCGAAAAUAUCCAUUAUUUAAAUGACGGGCUGUGGCACAUGAAGACGUAUAAAUGAGCCUCAGAAGAAAUGCGCCUGCGCUAAACAUGGACCUCGUGCAGUGUCUGUGUGUGGCGGCAUGAAGAUGGCACCUCUGUGGAUAGCAAUUCAGCAGACGCUAAAAACCGGAAAUAGACGAAGUAAAGCUUUGGAAC
Molecule: messenger RNA, 763 nt
Organism: Physeter macrocephalus (sperm whale)
Lineage: Eukaryota; Metazoa; Chordata; Mammalia; Artiodactyla; Physeteridae
Product: malignant T-cell-amplified sequence 1-like
Exons: 1
Coding region: 81-626 (181 amino acids)
Biological process (GO): formation of translation preinitiation complex
Molecular function (GO): RNA binding
Source: RefSeq, a predicted model, not a curated record